This is a messenger RNA of Mustela erminea (ermine), 1786 nucleotides long. It is a transcript of the gene RAB17, whose product is annotated as RAB17, member RAS oncogene family. Gene Ontology annotation, cellular component: endosome. NCBI's taxonomy places the organism in Eukaryota, Metazoa, Chordata, Mammalia, Carnivora, Mustelidae. Gene Ontology annotation, molecular function: GTP binding; GTPase activity. The record is from RefSeq and is a predicted model, not a curated record. The coding region runs from base 632 to 1273 and encodes 213 amino acids. The transcript is spliced from 8 exons.
CUCUGUGUCCUCUCUGGGAACAUCAGUCCUGUCAUUCUGAGAAAGAGACUCUGGAUCCUUGGUCAGCACCAGACAUUAGCUAUUGACCAAAGCCACCAGCUGCCCUAAUAGGGCAGAGAUGAGACACCGCUCCCAAAAGAAAGGAGGGCCUCUGGCCUUGGGGAGGAGAGUGGGGGUGGGAAGGGCAGAGACUGGGCAGGGAGACGGUCCAGGGCUGAUUCCAGGAAGGAGGGCCACCUUCCAGAACAAGCCCAGAGAAGGGGACACUUUUAAGAGUUGCCUGAGAGAGGAGAGCAAAGAAGAAACAGUCCAGGCCACAUACCUGCAGGUGUGUUCUAUGGCUCUGAAUGUGGUCUAUUUUGGUGGAUGUUCCACAUGAGCUUGAGAAGAACGUGUAUCCUGCUAUUUUUGGGUGGAGGGAUAGAAUCUUAAAGAGAAGAGAACCACAGAAGAGAGAGCCCCCCAGAACUUCCCGUUGAUUGUCCUCAAAUCCUUAGCUGACCUCUCAACAGUGCCCACACAGGCUUGGAGGGCAACAAGGAUCCGCGCUGCUCCCAGGAAGGAGCCAAGGGGAGACCCUCAGCUUUGAAGUGAGAGACGGAUAUCAAAGCUGAGACACUUCCUGGAGGACAUGGCACAGGCGGGACAGGUCCCCUCUCCUGGGGCUGGCCUGGACCAGCCCUGCGUGUUCAAGCUGGUCCUCCUGGGAAGUGGCUCUGUGGGCAAGUCCAGCUUGGCUCUCCGGUACGUGAAGAAUGACUUCAAGAGCAUCCUGCCCACCGUGGGAUGUGCAUUCUUCACGAAGGUGGUGGACUUGGGCGCCAAGUCUCUGAAGUUUGAGAUCUGGGACACAGCUGGCCAGGAGAAGUACCACAGCAUCUGCCACCUGUACUUUCGGGGCGCCAACGCUGCGCUUCUGGUGUAUGACAUCACCAGGAAGGAUUCCUUCUGCAAGGCUCAGCAGUGGCUGAAGGACCUAGAGAGGGAGUCUCCCCCAGGGGAGGUGGUGGUGAUGCUGGUUGGGAACAAGACGGACCUCGGCGAGCAGCGGGAGGUGACGCUCCAGGAAGGGAAAGAGUUUGCGGAGAGCAAGAGUCUGCUGUUCAUGGAGGCCUCAGCCAAACUAAACCACCAGGUGACCGAGGUCUUCAACGCUGUAGCCUGGGAGCUCCUGCAGAGAGAAGAGAAGAAGGAGGGACGGCAGCGGCGUGGAGAUGCAGGGCUGGCUCUCGACGGGGCGUCUGCCGGGCAGGCCAGGUGCUGCCCCCACUAGCAGCAGCCACGUUAGGGUGAGGGGCCUGGGGAAGAUGCCCCCCUCCCCAGGCCAGGAGGCUCAGCAGGGGGAGCCGCUGCCUCCACCAAGGAUCUGAGUCGCCAUCAAAUAGGCUUGUUCCCUGAGUCCCAGAGGUUCUGGAAGCUGGCAUCCGCCAGUGUUCCCACUUCCCAGAGCUGGUGGGAAUCGUUCAGGAGAAGAUCCGGGGCUAGGGGGCUUCUAGGGCCGAUACAGAGAACGUUCACCUUUUAGCAUUUGUGGGCCCUGCUCCUGGGCUCCCAGGGAAGCUGUGCUUUAAUACUUUCGAAGGUCAAAGUGACUCAGCAAAACCUUUCCAAAGCUUGGGCUGCAUUUCUGCCCCCAGCACACACUGUGCAUUGGCCUCACAGGAAAAAAAAAAAACCCAUAAGGAACAUUCCAAACAUAAAGGUAAGGGAAAGGAAACACCUCCCUGGUUCCUGGAAGAUUAAAGUCCUAUAACCUGGCACACACUAAAACCAAGAUAAAAAUCUG